AUGCCGUUCAACGACACUGCUUCCACCGCAGGCAAGGUGUUCGAUGAAAUGGCCGGAAGCGGUGGUUCGAACAAUGUCACUGCCGAGUUCGUGAACUUGUUGGACACCAAUGCCAUCGACAUCGAUGAAGCCCCGUUCGCUGAUUUCGAUAACAAUGAAAUGGAGGGUGGUGUGGAUGAUCACGGUGGUGAAGAUGAAGUGGAGGAGAUAGCUUUCUUGGAACAAGUUCGCAAUGCACCUCCAAGUGGAACCGUGGAAUCUGACUAUGACAAAAUUGCCCAACAAAGAUACAAAGACAUGGAAGCUUCCGAAGGCAAAAAAUUUAAACUAGAGCAUUGUUUGGAUAUGCUCAAAGAGUGCGAGAAGUGGAAGUUGAUUGACAAAGAAUCCCCACCGAAGAGAGGUUUACUUACGAACAUGGAUGAAGAUGAAGAUGAUGAUGGCCCAAGAAACUUGAACAAGCCCGAUGGUGACAAGAAGACAAAGGAGAAGAUCAAGAGGGAACAAGAAGCAUCGAGCUUGUGGGACAAGAUAGAUGCCAUGGUGCAAUCAAAUGAGUUGAUGUUAGUGAAGACAUUGGAGGCUAAGAAAGAGUUGGAUGAGAAGAAGGCACGAGAGAAGCAAGAGCAGUGGCAAUUGCUCAAGGACGAGGGGUUGCGCAAGGCGGCCAUUGAGGAGAGAAGAGCACGUGUCGCUGAGAACAAAGCCAUGUCCAAGCUUCUUGCCGAAGAGAACAGGAUCAUGACAAUGAACCGCAAUGACAUGGACGACAUCACCAAAGAAUGGCAUGAUAUGGCAAGGAGAGACAUCUUGAAGAGGAGGAUGCUUGCGUCGGCCGGUGCUUGUUACAGUGCCGGCGAUGUUUUCUCAUCAGGAUUUGGAACCAAUAUCGCCGAUGCAUUCAGUGCGCCGGCCGGUGAUUUCGGUGUCGGAAUUGGAACAAGUGCCGGCGAUGGAUUCGGGGGCGGCGAUGACCUCGACGGAGGUGGUGCGCAGUGA
Messenger RNA from Aegilops tauschii subsp. strangulata, 999 nucleotides. The record is from RefSeq and is a predicted model, not a curated record. Lineage: Eukaryota; Viridiplantae; Streptophyta; Magnoliopsida; Poales; Poaceae.